Telopea speciosissima is the source of this 1774-nucleotide messenger RNA. Its product is annotated as heparan-alpha-glucosaminide N-acetyltransferase-like. The record is from RefSeq and is a predicted model, not a curated record. Lineage: Eukaryota; Viridiplantae; Streptophyta; Magnoliopsida; Proteales; Proteaceae. Bases 28 to 1443 code for a protein of 471 amino acids. The transcript is spliced from 13 exons.
UUCUUCUACAGUUGUGGCAAUCGAAGCAUGGCGGAGAUGAACAAUGAGACGAAUCGCCAGCACUCGCUGAACGUCGUAGAGGAAACCGAAAUCCAUAGUGAAAAACCAACGCCCAAGGAGAAGACGAAGCGCGUAGCGUCAGUGGACAUCUUCAGAGGUCUCACCGUUGCUGUAAUGAUAUUGGUGGAUGAUGCGGGAGGUGAAUGGCCGAUGAUAACGCAUGCGCCUUGGAAUGGGUGCAACCUCGCUGAUUUCGUCAUGCCAUUUUUCCUAUUCAUCGUUGGGAUGGCAAUUGCCCUUGCAUUUAAGAGAAUUCCAAGCCGGGGCAUGGCGGUCAAGAAGGCGAUUAUUAGGACGCUUAAACUCAUCUUUUGGGGUCUCAUCUUACAAGGUGGAUAUUCGCAUGCUCCGGAUGAGCUAACUUAUGGAGUUGAUAUGAAAAGGAUAAGGUGGUGUGGAAUCCUUCAGAGAAUUGCUCUUGCAUAUCUGGUAGUCGCACUUCUUGAGAUCUCAACAAAGAGUUCACAAGCCAAGGAUCUGUCACCUGGGUGGUGCUCUUUAUUCAAGCUAUACUGUUGGCAAUGGCUGCUUGGUGGAUGUGUCAUUGUUGUUUAUUUGGGAGUAAUAUAUGGGAUAUACGUCCCUGAUUGGCACUUCACUAUCCAUAAUAGAGAUAGUCCUAACUAUGGGAAGGUUUUCACUGUAGCUUGCAAUGCCAGAGGAAAAUUGGAUCCCCCAUGUAAUGCUAUUGGAUAUGUGGACAGAGAAGUGCUAGGAAUCAAUCACAUGUAUGAAAAUCCAGAAUGGACAAGAUCUUCAGUUUGUACUGAGAAUUCCCCUUAUGAGGGCUCUUUUCGAAAAGAUGCUCCAUCAUGGUGUUAUGCACCAUUUGAACCAGAAGGAAUCCUAAGUUCAAUAUCAUCUAUUCUCACAACAAUCAUUGGAGUGCAUUUAGGGCAUGUGCUUGUACACUUUAAGUCUCACUCAGAUAGGCUAAAACACUGGGUUUCCAUGGGCCUUGCUCUCCUCGUUUUAGGAAUUGUUCUUCACUAUACAAAUGCAAUUCCAUUAAAUAAACAAUUGUACAGCUUCAGCUAUGUUUGUCUGACAGCAGGUGCAGCUGCAUUGGUGUUCUCAGUCUUUUAUGUUCUGGUUGACAUUUGGGGGUUGCGGUAUCUUUUUUUGCCAUUGGAAUGGAUUGGCAUGAAUGCUAUGUUUGUUUUUGUGAUGGCAGCCGAAGGAAUCUUUGUAGGUUUCAUUAAUGGAUGGUAUUAUGAUGACCCAAAUAAUACACUGGUUUACUGGAUUCAAAAGCACGUCUUCAUAAAAGUGUGGCACUCAAGAAGGGUAGGCAUUCUCCUCUAUGUCGUAUUUGCAGAGAUCCUAUUCUGGGGUAUUGUUGCAGGCAUUUUGCAUUGGUUGGGCAUUUACUGGAAGCUUUAGAUACUUAUGGUAAGUAUUAUUUUGACUUUCAACAGUGUAAUUUCUUCUACCAGAAUUCUGUGUGCCAAUUAGUGACACCCUAUCUUUUGCAUGAGAGUGAUACUAGACCUCUUUUUAUACUUUCAUGAAGUUAUCUGUAAAGCUCAGUGUUCUGUGUAAUCUUAGAGGUGAUACUGCAACAAAUAAUGUGACAUGCGCUGUGUCUGUCUUCCUUCUGUAAAUGGGUAUAGCUCAGUAGGAGUAGGAAAUCCUGUGGCUAAUUCUGUGUAAGUUGAGUUGUAACUGUAAAGUUUCUAUUUACAUCAACAAAUAUGAUUCUGUAUCUGAUUCU